AAGUUGAAAGUGAACAAAGCGGAAAUUAGGGUUUUGUUUUGUUGCCGACCAACGACGAUGAUUUACGACGUGAAUUCGCCACUUUUCCGAUCCUUCCUCAGCCAGAAGGGAGGCGCAUCUGACAAGAGGAAAACAGAAGAGCAGAAGCCCAAGGAACAGAGGCCAAAAGCAAGUGAAAACAAGCCUGUUAUGAAUGAAUGAGAGCUGCCAGAUGUUAAUUUAUUUUAGAAUAUCUGGAAUGUUGUUAAGCAACUCUUUUGCAAGAUGUUGAAUAUGUAGUGCAUUUGACAUUUUAAUAGAUCAUAUAUCUAGUAAGAUAUUUGAUCCUUUACUUCUAUUGGUUUUAAUUUCCGAUCCAA
Messenger RNA from Solanum verrucosum, 359 nucleotides. RefSeq names its product wound-induced basic protein. NCBI's taxonomy places the organism in Eukaryota, Viridiplantae, Streptophyta, Magnoliopsida, Solanales, Solanaceae. The transcript has 2 exons. Bases 58 to 201 code for a protein of 47 amino acids. The record is from RefSeq and is a predicted model, not a curated record.